Vicia faba (fava bean) is the source of this 3123-nucleotide messenger RNA. NCBI's taxonomy places the organism in Eukaryota, Viridiplantae, Streptophyta, Magnoliopsida, Fabales, Fabaceae. The record is from the annotation of a GenBank genome assembly.
AUGGAGAAGUACCUGAGAGAAAACUUUUACGUGCAACCCAAACGACCCUCGGAAGACGCUCAACUCCGAUGGAGAUCCGCCGUAUCCGUCGUCAAGAACCCUCGCCGUCGCUUCCGAUGGGUUGCCAAUCUCGCCCAACGUGCCGACGCCGAACAAAAACGCAAGAAACUCCAGGAAAAGAUACGAGUGGCACUCUGUGUGCAAAAAGCAGCAUUGCAUUUUAUAACCGCUGGAACCCGAAAAACUGGUAAUUACAUGCUCUCCAAAGAGAUUCAAGAUGCAGGUUUUGGAAUCAACCCGGACGAAUUAGCAUCCAUUGUCAGAUCCCAUGACACCAAAUGUUUAGAACAUCAUGAAGGAGUUGAAGGAUUAGCAAAAGCUGUACGCGUUAAGUUUCAAGAAGGCGUGAGUUCCAGCGAUGUAAAACAUAGACAACAUAUCUAUGGUCAUAACCGCCAUACUGAGAAACCUUCAAGAAGUUUCUGGAUGUUUGUUUGGGAUGCAAUGCAAGACUUAACACUGAUUAUCCUUAUUCUAUGUUCCAUUCUUUCAAUCGGUGUUGGAAUCUUAACCCAAGGUUUGCCUAAAGGUAUGUAUGACGGAGUUGGAAUCAUACUAUGCAUUUUUUUAGUUGUUUUUGUCACUUCAUUAAGUGACUAUAAACAGUCUUUGCAAUUUAAGGAUUUGGAUAAAGAGAAAAAAAAUGUAAGCAUUCAUAUUACAAGAGAUAGUAGAAGACAGAAGGUUUCUAUUCAUGAACUAGUGGUUGGAGAUAUAGUUCAUCUCGCAAUCGGAGACAUAGUUCCUGCUGAUGGAUUAUUUAUAUCUGGUUUUAGUCUAUUGAUCGAUGAAUCAAGUUUGUCGGGCGAGAGUGAAGCAGUGAAUGCUGACAAACAAAAGCCUUUUCUUUUAUGUGGAACCACAGUUCAAGAUGGUUCUGCCAAGAUGCUAGUGACUGCGGUUGGUAUGAAGACGGAAUGGGGAAGAUUGAUGGACACUUUGAAUGAAGGUGGUGAUGAUGAAACACCUCUUCAGGUUAAACUAAAUGGUGUUGCUACACUUAUUGGAAAGAUAGGGUUAGGUUUUGCAUUGGUAACAUUCUUAGUUCUAACUGGUAGGUUUUUGUUGGUGAAAAUAUCUCAUGAUAGCAUCACUAAAUGGUCUCUAGAUGAUGCAUCUAAGCUUCUCAGUUUCUUUGCUACUGCUGUUAUUAUAAUAGUUGUGGCAGUUCCUGAAGGGUUACCUUUAGCAGUUACACUAAGUCUUGCAUUUGCAAUGAAGAAACUGAUGAAUGAUAAGGCACUAGUUAGGCACUUAUCUGCAUGUGAAACAAUGGGUUCUGCUGGUUGCAUUUGCACUGAUAAAACUGGAACUUUGACUACAAAUCAAAUGGUCGUUGACAAAAUAUGGAUUUGUGAACAAACUAAGGCAAUUAAAACCGGAAAUUUCGAUGAUGGUGUGUUGAAGAAAUCAAUUCCUGUGGAGAUAUUUGAUCUACUUUUGCAGUCAAUAUUUCAGAAUACUGCCUCAGAGGUUGUUAAAGGUGAAGAUGGAAAGAACAAGGUGAUGGGAACUCCAACAGAAUCAGCAUUGCUUGGAUUUGGUUUGACUUUAGGAGGUGAUACUAAGUUUUACAAUGACAAGUAUAAGAUAAUGAAAGUUGAACCUUUCAAUUCAAACCGAAAAAAGAUGUCAGUUCUUGUUUCUCUUCCCGAUAGCACCAACAAAACUAGAGCAUUUUGUAAAGGAGCAUCAGAAAUAGUGGUUAGAAUGUGUGACAAAGUUGUUAAUGCAGAAGGAAAAGUUGUUGAUUUGAAUGAACAACUGAGAAAUAAAAUCAAUGAGGCUAUUAAUGGUUUUGCUUGUGAUGCACUGAGAACACUAUGCAUAGCUUUUAAGGAUAUGGAAGGAACCACUGAAAGUGAUAGCAGUAUUCCUGAGGAUAAAUAUACUCUAAUUUCAAUAAUUGGAAUCAAGGAUCCAGUGAGACCUGGAGUAAAAGAAGCUGUUAAGACUUGUUUGGCAGCUGGAAUCAUUGUAAGAAUGGUAACUGGUGAUAAUAUAAACACUGCUAAAGCUAUAGCUAGAGAAUGUGGUAUUUUGACAGAUGGUUUGGCCAUAGAGGGACCAGAUUUCAGAAACAAGACUCAGCAAGAAAUGGAAGAGAUUAUACCUAAAUUGCAGGUAAUGGCUCGAUCUUUGCCUCUUGAUAAGCACACCUUAGUGACUCAUUUGAGGAAGGACUUUAAUGAAGUUGUGGCAGUAACUGGUGAUGGGACCAAUGAUGCUCCAGCUUUGCACGAAGCUGAUAUUGGAUUUGCCAUGGGUAUUGCUGGCACAGAGGUAGCAAAAGAAAAUGCAGAUGUGAUUGUGAUGGAUGAUAACUUUACUACAAUAGUGAACGUUACGAGAUGGGGCCGUUCUGUUUAUAUUAACAUACAAAAGUUUGUCCAGUUCCAGUUAACAGUUAAUGUCGUAGCUCUCAUGCUGAAUUUUGUUUCAGCUUGUGUAUCAGGUUCUGCUCCUCUUACUGCUGUUCAAAUGCUAUGGGUAAACAUGAUAAUGGACACACUAGGUGCAUUGGCAUUGGCUACAGAACCUCCCCAUGAUGGAUUGAUGAAGAGACCACCUAUUGGAAGGAAUGCCAAGUUCAUCACGGGGGUCAUGUGGAGGAACAUCAUUGGUCAGAGUCUCUAUCAAACUAUAGUCCUUUUGGUUCUUAAAUUUCGCGGGGAACAGAUUCUUAACCUCAACGGACCCAAUGCUACCAUUACUCUAAAUACAUUCAUAUUCAACACCUUUGUGUUUUGCCAGGUAUUCAACGAGGUAAACAGCCGCGACAUGGAAAAGAUAAAUGUUUUGGAAGGCCUAUUGAGCAGCUGGAUAUUUCUGAUAGUAAUGGCCGCAACAAUAUGCUUUCAAAUCAUAAUAGUUGAAUUUCUUGGUGCUUUUGCUCAAACAGUGCCACUCAGUAGUGACUUAUGGCUCAUAAGUGUGAUGAUUGGUGCAGUAAGUUUACUGGUAGCUGUUGUCCUAAAGUGCAUUCCUGUUCCUGUCAAAAAUUACGUCGCUACGCAUCACGAUGGCUACGAGCAGCUUCCCAGUGGACCAGAGUUGGCAUGA